This is a messenger RNA of Saccostrea echinata, 1868 nucleotides long. Its product is annotated as vesicular glutamate transporter 2.2-like. Gene Ontology annotation, biological process: transmembrane transport; regulation of synapse structure or activity; neurotransmitter loading into synaptic vesicle. The record is from RefSeq and is a predicted model, not a curated record. Gene Ontology annotation, molecular function: L-glutamate transmembrane transporter activity; neurotransmitter transmembrane transporter activity. Lineage: Eukaryota; Metazoa; Mollusca; Bivalvia; Ostreida; Ostreidae. The transcript has 10 exons. The coding region runs from base 68 to 1597 and encodes 509 amino acids. Gene Ontology annotation, cellular component: excitatory synapse; synaptic vesicle membrane.
CCAAAAAGCGAAAAUGUACCGUAAUGAGAAGUUUAUAGUGUAAGAAGGCUAGUGAUCGACAGUCGGGAUGGCUUUUCAAAGACGAAUUUUUAUCGUAUUCCUAGGAUUUAUGGGACUUUUGUUGUCUAUUGGAUAUCGAUCUGUAUUUUCUAUGGUGAUGGUUCAUAUUAUCAAAUCAAGUCAAAGUAGGGAGGGACUCUUUGGAAAGUGCACUGUGAACGGAACCUCUCGGGAUUUUUCGGUGACGGGAUGGACUAGUAGAGAGGCGCAGUACUUCCAGACUUCUUAUUUCUUCGGUUCCUUUAUCAUGCAAUUACCCGGGGGAUAUUUGGCAACUCGAUUUUCACCCAGAAGAGUAUGCGGUCUGUCCAUCAUGAUAAGCAGUGUUCUGAUGAUCGUAUUACCGUUCCCGAUCAGAUAUCUGUCCAGUCCCAUCCCUGUUUUCCUCAUACGAUUUCUACAAGGACUAGUAGAGGGUUGGUCCGUACCCGCUAUGAAUGGUGUGAUAUCUGCUUGGGCGCCCAAGUCGGAGAAAAGCCGAAUGGUCACAGUAGUGUAUGCAGGGGCAUACCUGAGCCCGGCCCUAGCAAUGGUGAUAACUGGUGUAACGGCAUGUUGGGUGUCCUGGAACACAAGCUUAUUCCUCUACGGUGGACUUGGUUUCAUUUGGUCCGUCGUAUGGGUGUGUGCAAUUUACGAUACUCCUGGUCUCCACCCAAAUUUGCACCAGUCAGAGGCGGACUUGUUUGCAAAAGAAGGGGCUAAUAUCUCCAAAGGCUCCCAGAGUGUGGCAAAGGAGAUUCCUUGGACUAAAAUUUUACGAUCAUUGCCUGUAUGGGCCAUCAUUCUUGGAAGUUUUUGUCGAAACUGGAUUUUUUCUAUGAUGAUAACACAGGUUCCACAAUACUUCAAGGAUGCCUUCAGAAAGGAUAUUGCCACAAUUGGAUUCACGGCAGCAUUACCGGAAGUGUUGAUGACAAUAGUGACGAUUUCAGGAGGCGUUCUAAUCGACAAACUGAUAAAACACCAUCUACUGUCCACCACUCAUGGAAGGAAAUUAGCACAGUGCAUGGGGUUUGGAAUAGAGGCUUUCUGCCUGCUAGGACUACGAUUUGUACAUAGUAGUGAGAUAGCCCUCGUACUGUUGUGUGUAGGGGUGGGUUUCAGUGGGUUAGCAAUUUCCGGUUACCAGGUAAACCCAUUAGAUCUCGCCCCGCAGUACGUCAGCAUUUUAACGGGCCUCUCUCGACUUGGUACUCUGGGUGCUAUCCUCAGUACGGCCGUGGCAGGAAAGUUAGCGCAACAGAAUAUUCAGUCUUGGCAAUUACUAUUCACCAUUGCCGCUUCCAUUCAUUUAGCGGGGGUUGUCUUUUAUGGUAUUUUUGCAUCUGGUGAGAGGCAACCGUGGUCCGAAACAGCCGAGACAAGACCCCUACUAGCACCGGCAGUAAGUUCAGAGACUAUUGAAGACUUAGGACAGCCAGCAACAACACAGAACAAAUUUAGUGCAUCCAUGUUUGCUUUUAAAGGCAAGCGAUAUUUGAUACCAGAGCUAGACGAAGAUGGGAAUCCAAGUUGGUUUCUAAAUACAAUAUAAAUUUUGCUUGUUAUUGAUUUCCACCAAAGCCAGAGUACUAUUAUCCGUGUUCUGUGGGUAGCUUUUUGAAACACAAUCUCAAAAUCAAACUUAUUUUUUGUGUAACAGUGACUUUCUUAUGCUCCUCUUCAAGUCUUAAGCACCAGUUGUAAAAAUUCUUUGCUGAGUAACAGCUUUCCAAAGUUAACCUAAAGCAGACAGGCAAAAACUGGCUUUCUUUAUAAGAAGAAUAAUUAUAUUCGAUAGAUACGACGUGUGUAUUUUUUGUUUU